Malassezia japonica is the source of this 3540-nucleotide messenger RNA. RefSeq names its product DNA repair protein rad2 (gene RAD2). Gene Ontology annotation, molecular function: DNA endonuclease activity; single-stranded DNA binding. The transcript has a single exon. Lineage: Eukaryota; Fungi; Basidiomycota; Malasseziomycetes; Malasseziales; Malasseziaceae. The record is from RefSeq and is a predicted model, not a curated record. Bases 1 to 3540 code for a protein of 1179 amino acids. Gene Ontology annotation, biological process: nucleotide-excision repair. Gene Ontology annotation, cellular component: nucleus.
AUGGCGAUGCGCGAUCGAGAGGGACGUACGUUGGCCAAUGCGCACCUCCUCGGCUUUCUGUGGCGCAUCCUCAAACUGCUCUUUUACGGCAUCCGGCCCGUCUUUGUGUUUGACGGUGGCGCGCCGGUUCAAAAACGCCGCACCCUGGCAAACCGCAAGCAGCAGCGCACGAACGCCACCGAGACGCACGCACGCGCUGCCGAAAAGCUCCUGGCCGCACAGCUGCGCCAGGCGGCCCUUGCGCACAUCCACGGGCCUGCACCUGCGCAGGACGAGGGACUCGCUGAUGGAACGGUGUACUACGACAGCGUAGGGCGCACCAAUCGGCCUCAGGUCUCGGGGCGCAUGAACGAUACGCCGGCGGCGGCGCCCCAGAAAAAGCGGCAAUACCACAAGGAUCCGUACCAGCUCCCGGCGCUCGAAGAGGCGCUGCCAACGGGGCCAGCCAAGAAGCAGGACCUGCGCCUUGCUACCGAGUCGGAACUACGUGCGCUGAUGAACCAACUCGCACCGGAUGACCUCGAUACGAACUCGGAGCUCUUCCGCAGCCUCCCGCCGGAACUGCAGUACGAGUUGGUCGGCGACCUGCGCGCACAGUCCCGUGGAACAUCAUACCAGCGCCUCCAGGACAUGCUCGCCGCAGCUCCUACGCCCAUCGACUUUUCCAAAGCGCAGAUCGCCGGACUUCGCACGCGAAACGACCUGACGCAAAAGGUGCUUACCGUUACGGACGAGAUCGGCAGCGCCAAUAUCCAAGUGCCGCUGCGCGUUGCGGGACAGCGCAACCGGGAGUACGUGCUGGUGCACAUCGACGAUGGCGACGGAGGAUACGCAUUGGGAACGCGCGACGCAGGCACGACACAAGAAACGGCCAUUGAUGUCGAAAAGGAAGAGAAGCGCCGCAUGCCGCUCGCGCACAUUGACGACGACGAAGAUCUCGAAGCCCUUGGCAUGGAGGAUGUCGAGAUCCCUAGCGAGGCACCUGCGCCGGACCCCGAGCUCGAUGCGCUUGUCCAUCUCGAAAGUGAUCCCAAGGUGCGAAAAGAGCGCGCAUUAGAACUGCUCGGCGCGCGUGCCGAGCAUCACCGCCGCCAGAAGCGCACCGAGUCAGGUGCCGAGGCACGCGAGGAGCGCAUGUAUGGGCAUGUCGAGAAGCAUGCGCCAUCGACGCUCUUUCGCGACGGCCGCAGCGCUGCAAUGCAGAGAAAAGACGCGACAAGGACGCGCUCGAUUGUGGAAGAGCUUUCGGAUGACGAUGCAGAGGACGAUACGUUUGUUCCGGAUGCCGACGAGGACGACAUGGAGGACGUCGAAGUGGACGCGUUCCGCGAGGAGCGUCCUGCGGCACAUAUGGAUGCGCCGGACGAGAGGGUAGAUGUGCAGAGUGCAGACGACGAGGAUGUCAACGUGUCACUUGCCUCGGCGCGCGAAUCCAAGACGGCGCCUGCGAACGAGCACGCCAUUCCAAACCUCGAGAUUAUACCCAGUGCUCAGCUCGAGGAGGAGUGCAAGCCUCAAGAGGCAAGCGACGUGAAAGAGGAAGAGGACGACGUAUUCGUGAUAUCUUCCCCGGCAAAGCCGGUCAAGGACGUGCUCGACAAGGACCAGAGUGAGCGGAAAGAGCGGGAGCAAAAAAGCGAGGCAUCCGAGCCACAGAUGGCAACGCAGGCGGAGCCGGUCCGUGCGCGAUUGCAGAAAGAUGCACCCUACACGCAAGCGGCGGCCAAGGCAUCGUUAGAGGUACCAGAGCCAGCUACAGAGACGGCUGUACCGAUAAUGACUCCUUUUGCAGAGUCGACGACCAAGGCUGCAACGUCGGCUCCAAGUGCACCGCCCAAGAGCAAGCCUGUGAAGGCCCCUCUUGCGACCUCUGACGCGGAUUGUACGGCCCCAUCAGGAGCUCCAGAGCCUACCUCAGAGGUCCCUUCUGCCCUGUAUGCCCCACAAGCCCCGCCUGAGCCUGUGACUAGAGAGCCCUCUGCACCUACGCCUCAAAAACAUGUCUCCUCGACGCCGAUUCCAUCUGCCCCGCCUCAUGCACCAUCCCAGCGGCCAGAGCUGUCUGCCGACACGAGGCCUUCGGAGCCGGCACCUGUACAGUCCCCACCGGACUCAAUACCCUCCCAGUCGUUCCCCGAUGCGACGCCCGAGCUAACCUACCCGACCCGAGACGAAAGCAAUGCCGGUGCAGCGGCACCCGAGCCAUCACCAGCACCUAUUGCUACGAUUUCGCCCCGCCCCACCGAGGCACACUCCCCCCGGGAUCCUACGCCAUUCGAGUGGUCGCCGAGCCCCUCGCCCGAGCCCCAGAUGCUCGGUCCGGACGGAUUCCCUCUUCCCAGUGCCGAAGAAGUCGCCGAGCUCGAAGAGGCUGAAGAGGCCGAGCUGACGCACCUCGACACCGACCAGACCGAGUUUGCGUCGUUCCUCAGCACGACGAGCGGCCGCAACUUUCGCGAUCUGCAGCGCGAAGUCGGUGCCGAGGUCGAGGCACUGCGGCAGGACCGUGCGCGUCUGCGCCGCUCCGAGGAAGAUGUGACAUUACAGAUGGCGGCCGAAGUCCAGGCGAUGCUGCGUCUCUUUGGUCUGCCGUAUGUCACGGCGCCGAUGGAAGCCGAGGCACAGUGUGCACAGCUUGCAACGCAGAACCUCGUCGACGGAAUCAUCACCGACGACAGCGAUGUCUUUCUUUUUGGCGGCACGCCUGUCUAUCGCAACAUGUUUAACAACAAGCGCAUGGUCGAGUGCUAUUUGUUGAGUGAUAUCCAGCGCGAGCUUAGCCUCGACCGUGGCCGGCUGAUCCAGCUGGCUUUCUUGCUGGGCAGCGACUAUACCGAAGGCCUUGCGGGCGUCGGACCGGUGAUGGCCAUGGAGAUCCUGUCCUUGUACCCCGGCCAAGACGGUCUGGAAAAGUUCCGUGGCUGGUGGCAGCAAGUGCAGAUCGGUGCAGAGAAUGACCCCAACGACAGUCGCAUCAAGGUCCGGCGCCGUAUCAAGCGUGCGCUGCGCGACCGCGUCCAUCUCUCGAACGAUUGGCCCGACCAAGGCGCCAAGCAGGCCUAUGUCGAGCCGAGUGUCGAUGCCAGCGACGAGCCCUUUGUAUGGGGCAAUGCGGAUCUCGAUGCAUUGCGUGCCUUCCUAGGCGAGUAUCUGCACUGGCCAUCGACCAAGACCGACCAGUAUCUCUUGCCAGUAAUUGAGCAGCAGCGCAAGAACGACCGCCUGCGCCGCGUGCAAUCGACGCUGGACCAGUCGGGCUUCAUCUCGGGGCGGCUCGUUGGCGAGAUGCGUUCGUCCGGUGCGCCGCGUGGCCCUGCCUACGGAUCGACGCGUCUGCAAAAGGUCGUUAACGAUUUCCGGUCGGCCGCACGGCAACGUACGCCCGAGGUCGACGAGGCGCCGAAGCGUGCCCCGAAAAAGCGUGCGCCGCGCCGUGCUUCGGAUGAGGAAGAGGAGUAUGUGCCGCGUCCGACACAGCGCCGCCGCAAAGGAGAGAGUGCCGCUCAAGCAGGCCGCUCGUCGUCUCUGAUGACUGAGUAA